AUGACAUCUGCUAUAGCGCCCGCGUUGGCAACAACUGAACCCGCCGAUGUCAAGGCGAAGGAUGGCGCGGAGUGCGCACGCCAGCUGCCGCUGCACAAUGCGCCGUCCAUGCAUGACAUGCUAGCACUAAAGCGCCAAAGGCGCUCCUUGGAUGAGGUCUCUGUGGGCUCGCAGCAGAAUUCCGAACUCCCAUCGGAGCAGCAGCAAGCAUCCCCAGACAGGGCGACCUGCAGCGUUACAGAACCAGAUGCUGUGCAGACGCACUCUCCACAAUCGUCUACUAUUACAACUUCAAGCAGCUUCGCCUUGCCUGUCCUGCCCGCCGUACCUGGCGAGUCCAUGGCCGGGUACUUCACUCGGCUCCGGGACACCUUCUCGCAGCAUCAAGCCCAGGCGCCACGUGUAACGACCUCCCUGGAGCUGGAUGGCAUCUAUGUGCGCAAACGGCCCAUCCGCGCUCCUAACGGCUCCAGUCCCCUGGCCGUGUGUGGCAGUGUACUGCACCACGUGGUGGUGUACGUCAAGCAGGGAGAGCUGCUGCACACGUUGGACUACGGCCCAGCUAACGGGGCGGAUGUGACGGCAAACAUCUUGGAAGAGGUGCCUGCCAAGAAGGUGCUGACAACCGGCCCUGUAACGGAGGAACCGCUUAGCAGUGCCACAGCCGCCACAGGCGCCAAUGUGGCGGCACCGGUCGGCGGAAGUGACGGCACGGCGGGCACCCUACCCCUCCCCGGCGUGGCGGUCACGCAGGAGGAGCUGCAGUACAUGUACCUGGGUCCCGCAACAUAUGAUGUGGAACACCCGCUUGUACGGCAGCUGAUUGCUUUCGCCGAGUCGAGGCCCUACCAUGCGCUGCGCAACAACUGCAUCCAUUUCGCUGAUGUGUUGGUGCGCGUGAUGACGGGGACCGCCGUACGCGGUGUGACACUCCUGUACGACAUUACAUGCGGCUCCGUACCUGUGGUGGAUAACCCGAUGUUGUUGAUGAUGCAGCUCAUGCUGCGGAUGUCCUGGUUCUAUCUCGACAGGUUCGUUGUUGUGGACGGCAGCCCAUUGGCGGCAGCCUUCCAGGAGCACUGCCGCGCCAUCAGCCGACCAGACCACCCGCAGCCGCAAGCCCCGCCUCCGGCAGAGCAAAUUGACCCGCGGGUCGCGGUCGCGGCUGACUCAGUGAAGGAAGACCAGGGCGACAACAUCACUGCGGCAGCCACCGCUGCACCCGGUCUUGGCUCUGCGGGCAUGGAUGCGGCUGUGAAACAGAUCGCGACGCAGGGGGUGCAAGACGCGGCGGGGUUCAGGGUUGGGGACGAGCGCUCGCGGGAGCUGUUGCAGCAACAGGUGGCAGGAACGCGUGCGGCGCUGGGGUUGCUGGGUGCAGAGGAGCCGCUGCAGGAGCGGGAGAACGUCCAUGCGCUGUGUGAAGUGGAGGAGCCAGAGUCAUCCAGUGCCAACUUGAAGGGCAUCCCGCGGAACAGUUACCGCUCUGCCUCUUCUGGCAGAAAUAGAGAAGCGGGUACGAAGCUCGACGUGUUCCUUGCGCUUUAA
Molecule: messenger RNA, 1548 nt
Organism: Volvox carteri f. nagariensis
Lineage: Eukaryota; Viridiplantae; Chlorophyta; Chlorophyceae; Chlamydomonadales; Volvocaceae
Exons: 8
Coding region: 1-1548 (515 amino acids)
Source: RefSeq, a predicted model, not a curated record